Messenger RNA from Physeter macrocephalus (sperm whale), 5399 nucleotides. RefSeq names its product alpha glucosidase (gene GAA). The transcript is spliced from 20 exons. Gene Ontology annotation, cellular component: lysosomal membrane. Gene Ontology annotation, biological process: lysosome organization; glycogen catabolic process. The record is from RefSeq and is a predicted model, not a curated record. NCBI's taxonomy places the organism in Eukaryota, Metazoa, Chordata, Mammalia, Artiodactyla, Physeteridae. Gene Ontology annotation, molecular function: carbohydrate binding; alpha-1,4-glucosidase activity. The coding region runs from base 252 to 3098 and encodes 948 amino acids.
ACGUGACCCGCCGCCGCUGCUCUGGUGGGCGCUGGAUCCUGAAGUUGCUGCUACCGGCUGGGCGCGCGUGCGCGGAGGUCUGUCCUGCUUCCUCACCAGACCUCACUUCCAGCCUGUGCGCUGCUGGGCUGGCCACAGGUUCAUGUCUGGAAGCUGCUUUGAGAGUCUUCUGAGGCCCUGGCCACUGCCUGCUGCCGUCCCUUUGAGCCUGGUUCUUCUGUCUGCAGGCCUCCUGGGCCCGCUGCCCACACAUGAUGAGGUGGCCACCCUGUUCCUGCCCCCUGCUGGGGGUCUGUGCCCUAGUCUCCUUGGCCAUCCUGGGGCACAUCCUGCUUCAUGACUUCGACGUGGUCCCCCGAGAGCUGCACAGCUUCUCCCAAGAGGAGAUUUAUCCAGCUCGCCAGCCCAGAGCCAGCGGCCAAGGGCCCCAGCCCGUCCCAGGGCGCCACGGCAGCCCCAGGGCAGCACCCACACAGUGUGACCUGCCCCCGAACGGCCGCUUCGACUGCGCCCCAGACAAGGCCAUCACCCAGGAGCAGUGUGAGGCCCGGGGCUGCUGCUACAUGCCUGCAAGGUGGCCUCCGGGCACCCAGAUGGGGCAGCCCUGGUGCUUCUUCCCUCCCAGCUAUCCCAGUUACAGGCUAGAGAACCUGACCACCACCAAGACAGGCUACACGGCCACCCUGAUCCGUGCCACCCCGACCUUCUUCCCCAAGGACAUCAUGACCUUGCGGCUGGACGUGCUGGUGGAGACUGAGAGCCGGCUCCACUUCACGAUCAAAGAUCCCACCAACCAGCGCUAUGAGGUGCCCUUGGAGACCCCACGUGUCCGCAGCCAGGCGCCGUCCACGCUCUACAGCGUGGAGUUCUCAGAGGAGCCCUUCGGGGUGAUCAUGCGGCGGAAGCUGGAUGGACGGGUGCUGCUGAACACCACAGUGGCCCCCCUGUUCUUCGCCGACCAGUUUCUGCAGCUGUCCACCUCCCUGCCGUCCCAGCACAUCACGGGCCUUGCCGAACACCUCGGGCCCCUGAUGCUCAGCACCAACUGGACCAAGAUCACUCUCUGGAACCGGGACAUUGCCCCGAUGCCCGACGUGAACCUAUAUGGAUCUCACCCUUUCUACCUGGUCCUGGAGGAUGGCGGUUCAGCUCACGGGGUCUUCCUGCUGAACAGCAAUGCCAUGGAUGUGGUCCUGCAGCCCAGCCCGGCCCUCAGCUGGAGGUCGACAGGCGGGAUCCUGGAUGUGUACGUGUUCCUGGGCCCGGAGCCCAAGAGCGUGGUGCGGCAGUACCUGGACAUCGUGGGCUACCCGUUCAUGCCACCGUACUGGGGCCUGGGCUUCCACCUGUGCCGCUGGGGCUACUCCUCCACUGCCAUCACCCGCCAGGUUGUGGAGAACAUGACCAGGGCACACUUCCCUCUGGACGUCCAGUGGAAUGACCUGGACUACAUGGACGCCAGGCGGGACUUCACUUUCAACAAGGACGGCUUUGGGGACUUCCCGGCCCUGGUGCAGGAGCUCCACCAAAGUGGCCGGCGGUACAUCAUGAUUGUUGAUCCUGCCAUCAGCAGCUCCAGCCCUGCCGGGACCUACAGACCCUACGAUGAGGGUCUAAGGCGGGGGGUCUUCAUCACCAAUGAGACUGGGCAGCCGCUGAUUGGGCAGGUGUGGCCCGGACUCACCGCCUUCCCUGACUUCACCAACCCCGAGGCCCUUGACUGGUGGCAGGACAUGGUGGCCGAGUUCCACGCCCAGGUGCCCUUUGACGGCAUGUGGAUCGACAUGAACGAGCCAUCCAAUUUUGUGAGGGGCUCAGUGGAUGGCUGCCCCAAUAGCAACCUGGAGAACCCGCCCUACGUGCCAGCCCCCUCUCCUCCAGGGGUGGUUGGCGGGACCCUCCGGGCAGCCACCAUCUGCGCCUCCAGCCACCAGCUCCUGUCCACGCACUACGACCUGCACAACCUGUACGGCCUGACCGAAGCCUUCGCCUCCCACAGGGCUCUGGUAAAGGCUCGGGGGACGCGCCCCUUUGUGAUCUCUCGCUCAACCUUUGCCGGCCAUGGCCAAUACGCCGGCCACUGGACAGGGGAUGUGUGGAGCAGCUGGGAGCAGCUUUCCUACUCCGUGCCAGAAAUCCUGCUCUUCAAUCUGCUGGGGGUGCCCCUGGUGGGGGCCGACAUCUGUGGCUUCCUGGGCAACACUUCGGAGGAGCUGUGUGUGCGCUGGACCCAGCUGGGGGCCUUCUACCCCUUCAUGCGGAACCACAAUGGCCUGAACAGCCUGCCACAGGAGCCAUACAGGUUCAGCGAGACAGCACAGCAAGCCAUGAGGAAGGCCUUUGCCCUGCGCUACAUGCUGCUGCCCUAUCUCUACACGCUGUUCCAUGGGGCCCAUGUCAGAGGCGAGACCGUGGCCCGGCCCCUCUUCUUGGAGUUCCCCGAGGACCCCCACACCUGGACCGUGGACCGCCAGCUCCUGUGGGGGGAGGCUCUGCUCAUCACCCCGGUGCUCAAGGCCGGGAAGGUUGAGGUCACUGGCUACUUCCCCCGCAGCACGUGGUACGACCUGCAGACGGUGCCAGUGGAGGCCUUUGGCAGCCUCCCACCUCCUGCACCCCUCACGUCUGCCAUCCACAGCGAGGGGCAGUGGGUGACACUGUCUGCCCCACUGGACACCAUCAACCUCCACCUCCGGGCCGGGCACAUCAUCCCCUUGCAGGGCCCUGGCCUCACGACCACAGAGUCCCGCAAGAAGCCCAUGGCCCUGGCCGUGGCCCUGACUGCGAGCGGGGAGGCCCGAGGGGAGCUGUUCUGGGACGAUGGGGAGAGCCUGGGAGUGCUGGACCGUGGGGCCUACACGCAGGUCAUCUUCCUGGCCAGGAACAACACCAUCGUGAACCAGCUGGUGCACGUGAGCAGUGAGGGGGCUGGCCUGCAGCUGAGGAAGGUGACCGUCCUGGGGGUGGCCACAGCCCCCCAGCAGGUCCUCUGCAAUGGCGUUCCUGUAUCCAACUUCACCUACAGCCCUGACACGGAGACCCUGGACAUCCCUGUCUUGCUGACGAUGGGAGAGCAGUUCCUCAUCAGUUGGUCUUAAUCCGGGGCCCAGUGGUAUGCUGCUCCUUUACACACCUCCCGGCAGCCCAGCACCUGCACCCUCCGUCGGCGGUGUGUGGGCCUUGGGUCAGAGCGCUUACCCCAAAUCGCAUGUCACUGACAUCCCUGAACACCCGGAUCUGCUUGUGAGUCUACCUCCCAGGCUCUGGGCCAGGAGCUCUUCUGAGUCUUCUGUCCAGAUGCCAGUUGGGUCAGCGCCCUGAGGGGUGCCGUGUCUGGAAUGUUUACUGAAAGGUUUGCUUCACUGUAGCCUGUCACUGUGAUGCGUGCACUGUCAGUCACCACUGCCUGCCUGUGACACAGAGGUGGUGCUUGGGAUGGGGUGGUACCUGCACCCCAAGGUCCUGCCUCGGGCAGCUCUGCUGCUGCUCUGACCUGAUGAAAGCACAGAGCUGGGGGCCGCUGCAGACUGCUUUCUGGGCAGCUGCCCCUGACAACAGGUGGAGGCUGUCCACCAGUCUGACAAGUAGGCCCAGACACGGCAGAAUUCACAGGACUUGGGGAACCCUUGAUCUGAAGUGCAAUUAUUUUUACUAAAAGGGGCAUUUGCAAUUAAGCUUCUGCCGGUCCUUCUGGGAUACAGUGUAAGGAGGAUGUGUCAAAAGGCUCUGACACAGAAGCAGGACUCCAUCCUUGAUGGGCCCCUGGACGUUCCCGGGCAGGGUGUGCAUGUGUGCUGUACUGUGCACUCAAAGCAGCACCCUCACGUCCCCACCUCACAUCCUAGUAUCACCCAUCUCUAAGGUGACUGGAAAACAUCCAGCCAGGCCUGGUGUCAGUCACGUGGUGGGAGAUGCACCCUCCUCUCCCCCGACCCUGCCCAAGGGCUAUGUAGACUAAGCUGCUACCCCCAACACCUCUGUUCCCAGGGAACAGCUGCUCUGCUUUUGAUCAUUAUAGACUAGUUUACAUUUUCUGGAAUUUUAUAUAAAUGGAAUCAUAUAGCAUGUAUUUCUUUUGGUCUAAUUAAUUACUCAGUCUAAUUUGAGGUUUAUCCACGUUGUGUGCGUUUUCAUUGCCAAAUAGUUUUCCAUUGGAUGGACGUGCCACAUUUAUCAAAUUUUCAUGGAUGUUUGUUAGGAUUGUUCUCAGUUUUUGACUUGUGAAUAAAGAUGUGGUAAUCAUGGACCAUUCUGUGAACGGACAUGUUUUCAUUUCUCUUGAGCAAACACCAAGUGUGAUAUGGUCAGGUCAUAUGGAGGGUGUGUGUGUGACUGACUGAACUGUUUUCCAAAGUGGGUGACCCACUCUGCACUCCCACCAGCCUUGCUGUCGCUUGGUGCGGUCUGUAUGCUCACUUUCAGCUGUUCCAGUGACAGUGGAUCUCGUGGUUCUGAUUUGCAACUGAAGAUAGUGAGCAUCUUUCAUGGACUUGUCACCCAUAAAUCUUCUCUGGUGAAGUGUCUGUUCAAGUAUCUUGCCCAUUUUUUACUUGGAUUUGUUGACCUUAUUAUUGAGUUACAAAGUACAUUGUUUUUCCAUUGCUACCAUAACAAAUUACCACAAUCUCUGUGGCUUAAAAUAACACAGAUUUACUCUAUCACAGUUCUGUAGGUCAGAAAUUUGACACGGUCAACUGGGCUAAGUUAGGUGUCAGCAGGGAAGCGUCUUCUCUGGAGGCUCCAGGGGAGAAUCUGCUCCCCUGCUCAUGCAGGUUGUCAGCAAAUUCAGUCUCCUGAGUGUGUGGGUGUGAGGUCCGCAUGUCCCUGUGGUUGUGAGCCAGACGUCCUCCUCACCUUCUAGAGGCUGCUCCACAUCCUGGCUCGUGGCACCUUCAUCUUCAAAUCCAGCAACGGUGGGUUGAGUCCUGCUCACCCCUGAGAAUCAAUCCUGCCUCUUCCAUUAUACCACUCUCUGACCCAUGGUAGCCCAGAGCAUUCUUGACUUUAAAGGGCUCACGUGAUUAGAUAGGGUCCACCUGGAUAAUCCAGGAUAAUUUCAUCUCAAUCUUUAAUUGCACCUGCAAAGUCCUUGCCAUUUCAUGUAACAUAUUCAUGGGUUCCAGGGAUUAAGAUGUGGGCAUUUUGGGGGGCCCACCACUCUACCUACACAUAAAGUACUUGAUAUUUUCUAGUUUAAGUCCUUUGUCAAGUAUAUGCUUUGCAAAUAUUUUCCCCCCUUGCUCAUGCCCUUUUUGUCUUUAAGUAUAAUUUUAGAGGAGGAAGUCUAAGAUUCCCCACCUGAUUUUUGAGGUAUAGUUCACAUACCACACAACUUUACCACUUUAAAAUGUACAAUUCAGGGCUUCCCUGGUGGCGCAGUGGUUGAGAGCCUGCCUGCC